AUGGAUUUCCUUCAUAGAAGCGGAGUGCUCAUUAUUCAGCAUCUGCAGAAGGACUACCGGGCUUACUAUGAUUUUCUAAAUUUUAUGUCCAGUGUUGGAGACCCCCAAAAUAUCUUUUCUAUUUACUUCCCACUUUGGUUUCAGUUGAAUCAGACUGUUGGAACCAAGAUGAUAUGGGUAGCAGUCAUAGGGGACUGGUUCAAUCUUAUAUUUAAAUGGAUUUUGUUUGGCCAUCGUCCUUACUGGUGGAUCCAAGAAACUGAGAUUUACCCAAAUCACUCAAGCCCAUGUCUUGAGCAGUUUCCUACUACAUGCGAAACAGGCCCAGGAAGUCCGUCUGGCCACGCAAUGGGUUCAUCACGUGUCUGGUAUGUCAUGGUAGCAGCUGCCUUAAGCUACAUUGUCAGCCGGAUGGAUGAGUCCUCUAUCACUCUGCACAGACUGACCUGGUCCUUUCUUUGGAGUGUUUUCUGGUUGAUUCAAAUCAGCGUCUGCAUCUCCAGAGUGUUCAUAGCCACACAUUUCCCCCAUCAGGUCAUUCUUGGAGUGAUUGGUGGGAUGCUAGUAGCAGAGGCCUUCGAACGAACUCCAGGAAUCUACAUGGCCAGCUUGAGUGUGUACCUGAAGACCAACGUCUUCCUCUUCCUGUUUGCUCUUGGCUUUUACCUGCUUCUCAGACUGCUCGGUAUUGACCUGCUGUGGUCUGUGCCCAUUGCCAAAAAGUGGUGUGCCAACCCAGACUGGAUCCACAUUGACAGCACGCCUUUUGCUGGACUUGUGAGAAACCUGGGGGUCCUCUUUGGCUUGGGUUUUGCCAUCAACUCAGAAAUGUUCCUUCUGAGCUCCCAGGGAGAAAAUGACUCCGAGCUGAGCUUCCGCUUGCUCUGUGUUCUGACCUCACUGACCACAGUGCAACUUUAUCGCUUCAUCAAGAUCCCGACUCACACGGAACCUUUAUUUUAUCUGUUGUCUUUCUGGAAAAGUGCAUCCAUCCCACUGACCGUGGUGGCUCUAAUUCCCUACUGUGUACAUAUGUUAAUGAGACCCAGUGAGAAGAAGAUUAAGUGA
Molecule: messenger RNA, 1068 nt
Organism: Grammomys surdaster
Lineage: Eukaryota; Metazoa; Chordata; Mammalia; Rodentia; Muridae
Gene: G6pc2
Product: glucose-6-phosphatase catalytic subunit 2
Exons: 5
Coding region: 1-1068 (355 amino acids)
Biological process (GO): glucose 6-phosphate metabolic process; gluconeogenesis
Cellular component (GO): membrane
Molecular function (GO): glucose-6-phosphatase activity
Source: RefSeq, a predicted model, not a curated record